AUGCCUGACAAGCUCAUCAACAAGGCUCCGAGUGAACUCCAUCCCCACAACGCAGGAAUGAUUGCCCCUGCUUUGCGCCGAUACACGGUGCACCCACAAGAAAUGCGGAAUAAAAUUCCCCUGUGGCGCAUUUGCUUCGGCAGACAGCCGCCGAGAGCACCGGGCGUCUAUAACCACAGGAAGAAGGCAGCUAUCAUUGCGUCAUUCGUAUUCACCACUAUCCUCGCAAACAUCGGCUUCCAGAUUCACUUGCUGCUUCAUACAGGCACUCAAGUAACUGUACCACAAAUCCAGACCCGGCAACUGACGAGCUCGGCACCCGGCUUGAACAUGACCAAGGCAUCAGUCCUGCUCAAUCUGUCAAAGGUGCCUCUGGUCGCGCCCAAGGUGUCAGAGGUGCCUCCGGUUCCGUCCAAGGUGUCAGAGGUACCUCCGAGAGAUAUCUUUCCGAAACAACCAUUAUCCGAAGGGGAUUGGGUGUCAACAUGUAUGAGUCCGGUGACAAAGGCGAAGGUCUUCCUGUACUCUGCAUAUUCCGAGGACCGGCUGUCUCGACCCGCGGUACUGGUCAUCGGUGCCUACGCGACCAAGAGCGGCACUGCGCUGUCUUACUGGCUGCAGUUCUCCAAUGGCAAUAUCACAGUAGGUAAGGCCGAAAAGCGUUCCAGCAGCGAACACUGGAACCUCAAAUACACAGCGACUUUUUUCACAUGUUUCUACACCAAGAGCGACAACCAUAGUAGACCAGUUCGUAUCCGCCUCAAAGAGACGAGUCAAUCUUGUUGGAGCCCGGCCAUAUCUGUGAGGACCCGAGGUCGUGUUCCUGGACACCCCAAGGGAAAAUUCGCCGUUUGCGUCAAGCCGCUGCACUACAGCUACGACCGGGCGCUGUGGUUCGCUGAGUUCAUAGAAUUUCAUCGGAUGCUCGGUGUGGAACAUUUCUUCUUCUACAACCACUCAAUAGGUCCCAACGUGGAACGACUAAUUGGACUGUACACUGCGCGUGGUCUGGCCACGGUGUUACCCUGGACCUUGGAGAUACGGUCACAAAAGGAGAUUCGGACCGAGGGCAUCUUCGCAUCCCUCAACGACUGCGUGUACCGCUGCCAGCACCACUUCGACCAUGUCCUUAACCUGGACCUUGACGAGUUCGUGGUGCCUCGUGGGGAAGACUCCCUGGCCGACUUGGUGGCCAAGAUUCGCCUGAAAAACACCGGGGCAAAGGCGCUGGUGGUGCGCAACGCCUUUUUCUACCUGUACUGGAACAAUGACACCCGUGCGUACGGCGCGCUGCCCGAAGAGGCGUCGCCCCGGCAGCUGCCGUACCUGCUCACCCAGUACAAGACCAGGCGCAGCUGGAGGAUCUUUUUGCCCGGCAUGAGGUCCAAGUAUAUCGUGGACCCGAUGAGCGCCAUCGAGGUGGGCAAUCACCGCAUCUGGAGGUUUGACGGACCAAAGACGACGUACAACGUGCCCGAGAGCGACGCCCUGCUGCACCACUACCGCAUCUGCGAGUACGGCGGCUUCCACUGCGUCCUGCAGCCGUCGGUGCUGGACUACACGGCGCUGCGCUUCAACGCCACCCUGCUGCGUCUUGUGAACGCCGUCUGCGCCGAUGCCUUCCCAGGCGCCGGACGCUGCCCGAAAGCGCCGCCCCUCGGCGACCCCUGGUAG
Ixodes scapularis (black-legged tick) is the source of this 1674-nucleotide messenger RNA. RefSeq lists its product as uncharacterized. The coding region runs from base 1 to 1674 and encodes 557 amino acids. The record is from RefSeq and is a predicted model, not a curated record. The transcript is spliced from 4 exons. NCBI's taxonomy places the organism in Eukaryota, Metazoa, Arthropoda, Arachnida, Ixodida, Ixodidae.